Messenger RNA from Strigops habroptila (Kakapo), 3795 nucleotides. RefSeq names its product leucine rich repeat transmembrane neuronal 4 (gene LRRTM4). Gene Ontology annotation, molecular function: protein binding. The record is from RefSeq and is a predicted model, not a curated record. Lineage: Eukaryota; Metazoa; Chordata; Aves; Psittaciformes; Psittacidae. The coding region runs from base 795 to 2642 and encodes 615 amino acids. The transcript has 9 exons.
CUUCUGAAUGAGAUUCCCCAGGGACAGGAUGUGCAAGAUAGAGAAGAGGACAUCGGGAGCAGCUCCUCUCCAUACAGACAGUUGAUGUGGGAGGGCAGAAACAAUGAAAUAAUCUGUAUGAAUUUAGAAAAGAAAUGGAGAUGAGGCGUUAGCUGGAAAAAUGUGUGUGAAUUCAGGGGAGCCAAGGAAACGCUCAGCACCUCAACGACUGAUCUCAAAGAGCAAUCAUGCAGGCAUUGUGUGCAUCAGUUAGUGAAGAACGCAGGAACUGAUUUCUGCCAACAACAGGCUGAGAGGGGAUGCUUUACAAUGGAAAAUGCACCACGCGGACCAAGAACUGAAGAGCCUAUAGAGAGCUCCAUUUACAGAUCCUUCAUUGAAGCUCAUCUUUGCAGUGUGGAGAAUCAAGAUGGUUUUGAGCCUGAGAGGACGUAGGAUGAUGCUACUUGAUACGGUUCCAGCUGUGGAUAUUCCCCAUCUGAAAUCCUGUCCUUUCAUCUGACAGUAUCACAUGAGGAACUUCAGUCCUGAUUUAUGGAGUAGUUUACUUGCUGAUCAUGCUGACUGGUGCGUGAUAGAAUCACACACUAAGGGAACUUUGUGUGGGUUUCUGGCACGCACGCUGGAUGGCGGUGAUGUGAGUGGCAGCCGUGCCGUGACAUGAAGAUUCUGAUGGUUUAAAGAAAAGAGACCAGUUUUCAAAAGAGAGAGGCAAAGGGGGGAGCAGAAAAGGAAAGAGAGAGAAGAAAACAGCUGGAGAAAGGCAAAGGAGGACGUUUGUGGAUGACAGAAGGAUGGGUUUCCAUUUAAUUAAGCAGCUGAGAGGCAUGAGUGUGGUGUUAGUGCUGCUUCCUACUGUGCUGCUUGUGAUGCUCGCGGGGGCUCAGCGAGCUUGCCCCAAGAACUGCAGAUGUGAUGGCAAGAUCGUGUACUGCGAGUCCCAUGCGUUCAGAGACAUCCCUCAGAACAUUUCCGGAGGGUCUCAAGGCUUAUCGUUACGGUACAACAGCAUCCAGAAGCUGAAAUCGAAUCAGUUUGCGGGCCUCAAUCAGCUCAUAUGGCUUUAUCUUGACCAUAAUUACAUCAGCUCCGUGGAUGAGGAUGCGUUUCAGGGCAUCCGCAGGCUGAAGGAAUUAAUUCUGAGCUCCAACAAAAUCACCCAUCUGCACAACAAAACGUUCCACCCCGUCCCCAACCUCCGCAACCUGGACCUGUCCUACAACAAGUUGCAAGUGUUGCAGUCUGAGCAGUUCAAGGGCCUCCGGAAACUCCUGAUCCUGCAUUUGCGGUCCAACUCGCUGAAAACCGUUCCCAUCCGAGUGUUCCAGGACUGCCGGAACCUGGACUUCCUGGAUUUGGGCUACAACCGCCUGCGGAGCUUAUCCCGUAAUGCUUUCGCCGGCCUUUUGAAGUUGACGGAGCUCCACUUGGAGCACAACCAGUUUUCUAAGAUCAAUUUUGCCCACUUCCCACGCCUCUUCAACCUCCGCUCCAUUUAUUUGCAGUGGAAUAGGAUCCGCUCCAUUAGCCAAGGGUUAACGUGGACUUGGAGUUCCUUGCACAACUUGGAUUUAUCAGGAAAUGACAUUACAGGGGUAGAGCCUGGGACCUUCCAGUGCCUCCCCAACCUGCAAAAGCUGAACCUGGAUUCCAACAAACUCACCAACAUCUCUCAGGAGACCAUCAACACGUGGAUCUCGCUCAUCUCCAUCACUCUGUCCGGAAAUAUGUGGGAAUGUACUCGAAGCAUUUGCCCUCUGUUUACUUGGCUUAAGAAUUUCAAGGGAAAUAAGGAAAGCACUAUGAUAUGUGCAGGCCCUAAACACAUCCAGGGUGAAAAAGUGAGCGAUGCUGUGGAAACAUAUAAUAUCUGUGCUGAAAUCCAAGUGGUGGUUACUGAAAGAUCAUACCAGCCACCCAAAACCCCCCAGAGACCUUUCUUCAUUCCCAAACCUACCAUUUCCAAACUGGAAAGCAACCAGCCAACAUCUAUUGUGCCAAGCCCUUCUGCAGAGCUCCCGACACCUGGAGUGGAACCGGAAUACGAGCACGUUUCCUUUCACAAGAUCAUUGCUGGGAGCGUGGCCCUCUUCCUUUCCGUGGCCAUGAUUUUGUUGGUUAUCUACGUGUCCUGGAAGCGUUAUCCAGCCAGCAUGAAACAGCUCCAGCAGCACACGCUCAUGAAGAGGCGUAGGAAAAAGGCCCGAGAGUCUGAAAGGCAAAUGAACUCCCCUUUACAGGAAUAUUACGUGGACUACAAGCCAACAAACUCUGAGACCAUGGAUGUAUCGGUUAAUGGAUCUGGGCCCUGCACGUAUACCAUCUCUGGCUCCAGGGAAUGUGAGGGGCUGCCAGGCUGUGGGGAGAUUUUUUAUGAAGGCUUUGAACUCUCUGCUCCAGCUUUUCUUCAUCCGUCCAAGGUUCCUCACCACAUGAAGACUUUACCCUACUACAGUUACGACCAGCCGGUGAUCGGAUACUGCCAAGCUCAUAAGCCUCUCCAUGUAAAUAAGGGGUACGAUGCCAUGUCCCGGGAGCAGGCUGAGACAACCAACCUGGAACUCAGUCGAGACCACAGCUUCAUAGCUACAAUCGCGCGUUCGGCUGCUCCAGCCAUUUACAUUGAGAGAAUACCAAACUAACAGUGGAGACAACCUCUUCAGGGGCAGAGUGGGAGUUCUUUUGAGGGGGACUUUUCAUCUCAGAAGAGACCAGGGCAAGAAACUCAAAUCUACCAUUCCAGUUACAAAUGUUCCAACAGAGACAAAGGGAAGGGGCUGAAGCAAACUCCGCAGACUGUGCGAGUGCGACCUUGCAGGACCCACUGAGAACUUCAGGAUUUUCUUUGCUUUAAACUUUCAAACAAAUUCCUCAAUGUAAAUAUUAAAGAGAGAUUGUCAAGUUCUUAUUAAAACAAAACAGAGAAAAAAAAAAAUAGAUUUCACUCUAGCUACAUAAAGGGAUGGAUUUAAGAGUUUUGUUUGUAUAUUUGAUUUUUCUACAUUGCACGGUUCCAGGGAAGGAGAACCACAGGUAAAAACAAAGGGGGAGGGCGAGGGCUUGGGUGGGGUGGGUCAACCAUGGUCCCUUCUUCAGUGUUUAUUACUCGGCAAAGAUCUGUUUCAUAUUUUUUGUUCUUUUUAAAGAAACAACAGAUAAAUCUCUAUUUUCUGUUUUUUCUUUUGGGGCUUCGUUUUUUUUUGGUUGGUUUUUGGGGUGUUUUUUUUAGUGGUCGAGCGCUAAUAUUUCAACCUUCAGACAUGGGCAUUAAAGCUUAUGUUGAACCAAAAGGACAUUGGCAAUUGAUGCAGCAGAAACAAAGAAACUUGGGUGCAUGUACAUUUAAGACACAGGCUGUACACUAUGGAGGGUGCUUUUGAUUUUGACUAUCUUCAUUGUGCUUCAUUGUUGACACUAUAAUUCCUUUUCGGGCUCUAAAACAAAAAGGGGAAAACAUGCAACGGAAUAACGACUCCUAUUUACAGUCCAGCGGUGCUUGUUGAGCAAAAUUAAUGGACAUUUGGGAACCAAAAUGGAAGUGCUGUGCUUGGAAUGGAUCAGAAGGAAAAAUCUUUUAAAGCAAAAAGAGUAUCUGGUGCAACUCACUGGCUGACACCAUUUCUAAACCACAGGAGAAUGUGUAACAUUGGUUUUUGGUUUUUUUAAUUAAUUAUUAUGAUCAGUUAGUUUUUGUGUAGUUUUUAUCAAUAAAAUGACAACAGCAACAACAACAAAAGUGGUGGAAAAACAAAAAUAAACAUAUUAUUUUGUGGUUGGGACACCACAGCCAAGCUA